GAGACACGAUGGCUGAAUUCAGAUGGACUAAAACCUCUUUAUUUCUGAUUCUGGUGCUUCGGUUUACAGCGGCAGCAACAGGACCAUCUAUCAGCUCCUCCACUGUCAGAGUUGGAGAUGAAGUCACUUUGUCUUGUCAAAUAGACAGUCAGGUUUGUGACAGUACUCACUGGAUCUUCACUGAUUCAAGACGCACAGCAGCAGUACGUCUGGUUCGUAAUGGGAGGAUUGUUGAAGAAGCCAAAGUUAAAUCAGACAGACUGAGUGUUAAAGAGAAAUGUUCUCUGGUUAUAAAGAAGGUCACAGAGGAGGAUGCUGGUCAUUAUGGAUGUGCACAGUUCCAACAAGCUCCACACACUGCUGUUAUUCUCUCUGUUGUUACCAUGACUGAACAUCAGGACAGUGAUGAGGUGACGUUAAACUGCUCUGUGUCGACAUAUCAACGACGUGAACACAAAGUGAAGUGGCUGUUUCAGGGUCAAGAUGUGGAUAAAGAUAACCAACAGAUGAGGACAUCACAGUCUCCCUGCUCCUCCUCUGUGACAGUUCCUACUUCUCAUUUUAGUUACACAUCAAGGUAUCAGCUCUUCAGGUGUGAAGUGACUGAAGGAGACAAAGUGCAGCAGUUUCCCUUCAGCCCUCAGUCCUCAGGUGAGAAACCAGGUGGGGACACAAUAACAACAACAACUGAAAGCAGCAUUAAAUCAGGAACCAAUGAUGCUUCACCAAAACUACAAGAUGGGGAAAAAAUAACAACUAGAACCACAGAAUCAUUAACAACUGAAAGCAGCAUUAAACCAGGAACCAAUGAUUCUUCAUCAAAACUAGAAGAUAUGUUGGCGUACAUCAUUGUGGCUGUGGUUUUAGUAGCACUAAUCGUUGUGGCUGUCAUCAGUUGGAAGAAAACAAAAGGAAACACAACACGGAGGAACAACACUAUUGGGCUGACCUCAAACUCUGCAGCAACUCAGUCUGCUCCAGAAACCAGUCAGGACACGGCUGAUCCUGAAGGUGGUGUUUCCUACGCCUCCAUCAGCUACACCAAGAAGACCAACAGCAGAGCCCAGGUUCAGCGUAAAAAUGAUGAUGAUGCGGUGACUUACACAACCGUGAAAGCUUCCUCCGCUGAUCCCAGUGUCCUCUACGCUACCAUCAACUAAUCUGUCUAAUCUCUCAUCAGAUAUUUGCUAAUCUCUGUUAAUGUUCAUGAUCAUUUUCAGCAUAGAUUAUUGUAAACCGCUUCCUAUUCAGAAGGGCGUGUAGUAGGUUAACUAGUGUUGCAAUGUAGAAAGGGGAAGUAGCAGUUCAACAUGUAUAUAUGUGGUGCUUAAAAUGUAAAUGAGCAAAACAUAUGAUGCAUUUUGCUUGAUGAACUUGCUGUAAUGAACUUUAUUGUGCUCAGUGAUGGAUGUGCUAAUCUUAGGCUAUAGUUCAAGGUUAAUAAGAUUUUUUUCAUCUUAUAAUACAUAUAUUGCCUGUAAUUAUUUAAUUUGCAACAAUUUAUCAAGAGCAAGCAAGUUUACUGAUUUUCUCAUGUUCUAUAUUUUCAUUUUAUUUUUAGUUUCAUCUGUUAUUAUUUCAUAUGCAAUAAUUUGACCAUUUAGGCUAUGUCUCCUUUUAUCAAAAUAUUCAAAGCAUCCUGAAGGAGGAUGUGAAAUGACUCAUUAAACAACUGAAUAAGUGAAAACUGGAAAUUCAAAUGUAAAUGUAAUUCAAAUCAAUAUAAGGAAUAUAUAAUAUAAUAAUAUAAUAAGGAAGUUAAGUACGUAAGCGUGAAAGAGAAUGAAAAAGGAUGAAAGUCACUAUGAGGAAGUGACACCUUACUGAUCACAGAAAGUAGUAGGCUAUGUAGUAGCAUGACUUUCUCUCUAGAAAUGUACAGUGAGCUCUUUAUAAAAGAAUAAUGUAUG
Perca flavescens (yellow perch) is the source of this 1910-nucleotide messenger RNA. RefSeq lists its product as uncharacterized. Gene Ontology annotation, molecular function: protein tyrosine kinase binding; MHC class II protein binding. Gene Ontology annotation, biological process: T cell activation; interleukin-15-mediated signaling pathway; positive regulation of ERK1 and ERK2 cascade. Gene Ontology annotation, cellular component: external side of plasma membrane; membrane raft. The record is from RefSeq and is a predicted model, not a curated record. The transcript is spliced from 10 exons. The coding region runs from base 9 to 1160 and encodes 383 amino acids. NCBI's taxonomy places the organism in Eukaryota, Metazoa, Chordata, Actinopteri, Perciformes, Percidae.